GGGGAUGUGCUGCUGCCAGCAGCGGGAGCGAUCUGCUGGCUGACUGGAGUUGGCCUGAGGGGGAAGAAUGGGCUCUGGCUGCGUCCGCGCGCUCUGUCUGGCAGUGCUGGCCAAGUGGCCCCUGAGGCUUGCACCCAAAAUGUUUGUCGUUGUACCUCGGCACUGACUGCGAGUAAACAUGAAUGUUGGAGUUGCCCACAGCGAGGUGAAUCCAAAUACCCGGGUAAUGAACAGCCGGGGUAUGUGGCUGACAUAUGCGCUGGGAGUUGGCUUACUUCAUAUUGUCUUACUCAGUAUUCCCUUCUUCAGUGUUCCUGUUGCGUGGACCUUAACAAAUGUUAUACAUAAUCUGGGAAUGUAUGUGUUUUUGCAUGCUGUAAAGGGAACACCUUUUGAGACUCCUGACCAGGGAAAAGCAAGGCUCCUAACUCAUUGGGAACAACUGGACUAUGGAGUGCAGUUUACAUCUUCACGGAAGUUUUUCACAAUUUCUCCAAUAAUUUUAUAUUUUCUGGCAAGUUUCUAUACGAAGUAUGAUCCAACUCACUUCAUCCUAAACACAGCUUCUCUCCUGAGUGUGCUAAUCCCCAAAAUGCCACAGCUACAUGGUGUUCGGAUCUUUGGAAUUAACAAGUAUUGAAAGGUUUUGAAACUGAAGAAAAACUUUUACAGCUACUGAGUUGCCUGUAAUGAAGGAGUGGUUAGUAAACUGCACUGUUUCUGUGAUGGUUUGAAAUGAGAGGUAUUUACAUUGGAGAGCCUUUUUGCUGGUUCUUCAUAAGCUGUUUUGAAGUGCAGGUUUUUACUAGAGGUUACUUGUGUUUAAUGCACCUGGUAUAAUUCUGAUGAGAGUCUUUACAGGCAGACUGGGAAGGCCCAGCAUAUAAAUUGAAUGGCUAUAAAAUGAGGGUGAAGUAAAUAAAUACAAGGAAAUAGGAGAUUUAUAAGAAAUUAAGACCAGCUUAGCUUAUAACGAAUGGGCAUUAUGUUAGGAGAAGAAACUUUCCAAUCACUCAGUCAUGUUAGUUUAAGCUGACUUAUAUGUAAAUUGAAAUCAUCUCUUUACAAGUUUAUUGUAGAUCCUUUUAUUACAUAUAUAUUCCUCUUGUGUUACAUAAGAGGAUAUAGGUACCCUCUUGUUUUAUACAAACCAAUUUCUACCUUAUGAGUGUACUUUUUUCGUUAUGUUGAUUCAACAUUGUGUGUUGAUGGAUAAGAUCACUUUUACAUUUAUAAAGUUACUAAGUUUAUGAAGGUCCACUUUCAUGACUGCUUGGUGAUAGAAGAUAACUAGGCAUCUUAUAAACAGCCUCUGAGUCAGCCUUCUAAUUUUGAAACAAAGUGGGUUUUGCUGCCUUUGCAGA
Messenger RNA from Artibeus jamaicensis (Jamaican fruit-eating bat), 1364 nucleotides. RefSeq names its product ORMDL sphingolipid biosynthesis regulator 1 (gene ORMDL1). Gene Ontology annotation, biological process: ceramide metabolic process; intracellular sphingolipid homeostasis; negative regulation of ceramide biosynthetic process. NCBI's taxonomy places the organism in Eukaryota, Metazoa, Chordata, Mammalia, Chiroptera, Phyllostomidae. The record is from RefSeq and is a predicted model, not a curated record. The transcript is spliced from 4 exons. Bases 179 to 640 code for a protein of 153 amino acids. Gene Ontology annotation, cellular component: endoplasmic reticulum membrane.